Messenger RNA from Rubroshorea leprosula, 2531 nucleotides. The record is from the annotation of a GenBank genome assembly. NCBI's taxonomy places the organism in Eukaryota, Viridiplantae, Streptophyta, Magnoliopsida, Malvales, Dipterocarpaceae.
AAACUCAAGCAUGGUAUAUCUGUGGUUUCCAUUUUUGACCCCAAGAGUCUGUUCAAUUCACUUCUCUCUGCCCCUCUGGCAGCGUUUCUUGCUUCCCUAAUUCAUGGACGCAUCUGACGUGGACGCAGUGCUCAACUUCUUGAGGAGGAAUGGAUUGACGGAGGCGGAGACAGCUCUAAAAGAGGACAUGGUGGAGAGGAGUCAAGUCGGUGCUUUUGAUUUCGAGAGUUUCGUCUUUCCCUUGCCGCCGCCGGUAAGGAUUCCGUCUAUUCUCCGGCGAUCGGUGAGCGAGGAGAGAGGGAAACCGAGUAGUGGGUUUGAUUCCGAUGGCGAUGAAGAUGAUGACUUUGUGAGCUUAGGUUCUUCUGUGACCGCUAGUGACCACCGUUCUUCUGAAUUUGUGAAUCCAUAUGGACUUCAUUCUGCAUCUCUGGCUAAUUCAGAUACUUCAUCCGAUAGAUUGUCUCAAUUUGGCACGGCUCGUGAGUACCUCCAGAAUGACCAUUAUUGGUAUGAAGAGAAAGAUGAAGAUGACUUUUUGACUCCUUGCUUUGAUGGGUCAGAUUUCUUUGGCCGCCCAAGUGAGGAUAAGUUUGUCACAACUUCAGAACAAGAGAAGCAUUUUGAUAAUCUACUGAGUUUAAAUCACAAAUCCGAAGCGUUUCCAGCUGAAGCAUGUAUUGCAUACUUGGAUAAGCCAUGUGUUUUCAAAAUGGCCACCAUAAAUGGUGAAAGUUAUCUGCAAGUUCUGGAUUCUCAUUAUUAUGAUAAAAGUAGCUUACUUGAUAGGGGAAUUGAAAAAGAGAUGAGGAGUUGUUCAGAUUAUGGGUGUUCACUCCACCUUGAUGGAUGCGGUGAGGGAGCAGGUGGGUUUUGUGAUCAGGAUCCAGUGAACUUCAGCUAUGUCAGCUCUAAAGAAACUUGUUUGGAUGAUCUUCAUUUAAACUCUGGUCUUAAUUCUCACUCGGUUGAAAAGGGUUCCGAAUAUGAAUGUGUUGAAGAGUUUAAAGCUGGUUCUGAUUUUCCUCGUAAAAAUGCUGAGGCAGAUUUCUUGACGAAUAUAGUUACUAGUUAUGGAGUUGAAGAUACUAAAGAAAAUAGAAAACUUGAUGAACCUAAGGCUGCUGCAAAUGAAGAGGUUAAUGAUGAUGAUGAGCUUGCAAUGUACAACACUAAAGAGGAUGAAUAUGAAGUUUUCAAUUUGCGAAUAUAUCACAGGAAAAACAGGACCGGAUUUGAAGAAAACAAAGAGUUUGCUAUCAUGCUAAACACUGUCAUUGCAAGCAGAUACUUUGUUACGGAAUACCUUGGUUCAGCUGCUUUCAGCAAGGUUGUUCAGGCACAGGAUCUCCAUACUGGAAUGGAUGUUUGCCUGAAGAUCAUUAAAAAUGAUAAAGACUUCUUUGACCAGAGUUUGGAUGAGAUUAAACUUUUAAAGCUAGUAAACAAGCAUGACCCUGCUGACGAACACCACAUUUUGCGCCUUUAUGACUACUUCUAUUAUCAGGAGCACCUGUUCAUUGUGUGUGAACUCCUUAGAGCAAACUUGUAUGAAUUUCAGAAAUUUAAUCAAGAAUCUGGUGGAGAAGCCUACUUUACCCUAAGCAGGUUGCAGAUCAUAACCCGUCAGUGUUUGGAGGCACUGGAUUACUUGCAUGACUUGGGAAUUGUUCACUGUGAUCUAAAGCCUGAGAAUAUUCUCAUCAAAAGUUAUAGAAGGUGCGAGAUAAAGAUUAUUGAUCUCGGAAGCAGUUGCUUUCAGACUGACAAUCUGUGCCUGUAUGUGCAAUCUCGCUCUUAUAGAGCCCCAGAGGUUAUCCUUGGCCUUCCUUAUGACCAAAAGAUUGAUUUGUGGUCUCUUGGGUGUAUACUAGCUGAACUCUACUCUGGUGAAGUGCUGUUUCCAAAUGAUGCUGUAGUGAUGAUCCUUGCACGCAUGAUUGGGUUGCUGGGUCCUAUCGAUCAAGAGAUGUUGGUAAAGGGGCAGGAGACACACAAGUACUUCACCGAAGAAUAUGAUUUAUACUACUUAAAUGAGGAGACAAACCAGCUAGAAUGCCUAAUACCUGAGGAGUCCUCCCUAGAGCAUCACCUGCAAGUUUCCGAUGCCGGGUUUAUUGACUUCAUUAGACAUUUGCUCGAGAUCAAUCCGCAGAGACGUCCAACAGCAAGGAAGGCAUUGCAACAUCCAUGGCUUUCACACCCUUACUAGCCCCAGUCUCCCUGAAUUGCAGGAGGGAUGGCCACCUCUGUGAGUAUGUUGUCUCCGUUUCACUAUGUCAUUUGAGCACAGCAAUGGGAAUGCAACUUCCACUUUCAGUUUUGGUUUUUUGUGGUGCAUGUUUCUUCUUCAUUCAUGAUGCGUAUUUAUCAACACAUUUGAUUGUACAAAAAACUUCUUUCAUCUGUCUACUAGGCGAGGCGCGAGGGUUUGUAAAUUUGAGAGUUCUUUGAGUCAGCUGACUCAAACAUGAGUUCUGUCUUUGAGUCAGCUGACACAAACAUACAAACAAUAAAUAAUUAAUUCAUUG